This is a messenger RNA of Brachypodium distachyon (stiff brome), 1083 nucleotides long. RefSeq names its product putative cyclin-dependent kinase F-2. The record is from RefSeq and is a predicted model, not a curated record. Gene Ontology annotation, cellular component: nucleus. Gene Ontology annotation, molecular function: cyclin-dependent protein serine/threonine kinase activity; ATP binding. Gene Ontology annotation, biological process: protein phosphorylation; regulation of mitotic cell cycle. Bases 1 to 1044 code for a protein of 347 amino acids. The transcript has a single exon. Lineage: Eukaryota; Viridiplantae; Streptophyta; Magnoliopsida; Poales; Poaceae.
AUGGCUACGAGCGGCUGGUCUUCGACGCCCCGACGCGCCGAAGCCCUAGACGACGACGUCGCCGCCGCUUCACCACCGGCGGCGCGCAAGAAGCAAAGCGGUGCAAUCUGCAGCCGCUUCCACAGGCUGGACGUGAUCGGCUCGGGAGCCUUCGGCGUCGUGUACCGGGCGCGCGACAGCCGCACCGGCGAGAUCGUGGCGCUGAAGUGCCUCCGCGCCAACGCCAACUAUGACGACGACGACAGCGGCCACCACGUCUCCGCCUUCGCCAGCGAGGUCAGCGCUCUAGAAGCAUGCAGCGGCCACCCGUCCAUCGUGCAGCCGCGCGCCUCCGGCCGCCUCGGCGGCGGCGAGCGCUUCCUCGCCAUGGAGUUCGUGGGGCCGACCCUGCGGCACGUGAUGAAGCGCGACCGCUUCGGGAGACGGCACACCGAGCUGGAGGUCCGCCUCAUCAUGCGGCAGCUCCUCGCCGGCGCGCGCAGGAUGGACCGGCUCGGCCUGAUGCACCGGGACCUCAAGCCGGAGAACGUGCUCGUGGACGGCCGCGGGAGCCUCAAGAUCUGCGACCUGGGCCUGUCGUGCAGCGUGGCCGACGGGCCGCCCUACGCCAAUCCCAUCGGCACACCGGGGUACCGCGCGCCGGAGCUCCUGCUCGGGUCGACGGACUACGACGGGCGCGUCGACUCGUGGGCUCUCGGCGUCAUGAUGGCCGAGCUCCUGGCAGGCAAGCACCCUUUCCUCGGGAGGUCGGACACGGAGCAUCUCAGCGAGAUCUUGGACCUUCUUGGCACGAAAGACAUCAAGGAGUGGUCGGGAUACGACGACGGGCGGCGGCUUCCCGGAGGGUCUCAGUCAGAUAGCUUUCUGCGCUACAAGUUCCCUUCUCCGACCGAGUCCAGGACGACCAGAGGCCCGCCGGUGCUGUCGGAGGCUGGAUUCGAGGUCUUGAGCGGCCUUCUGAGGUGCAACCCGGACAAGAGGCUCACGGCGGGGCGCGCGCUCCAGCAUCGGUGGUUCAAGGAGACCAACCCUACCAGGGAGUAGUUGACGUGCACAAUGCACAUAGCUCAAUAGCUGCUUGUA